Molecule: messenger RNA, 3039 nt
Organism: Theobroma umbraticum
Lineage: Eukaryota; Viridiplantae; Streptophyta; Magnoliopsida; Malvales; Malvaceae
Molecular function (GO): catalytic activity
Source: RefSeq, a predicted model, not a curated record
UUGAAAAGGUUUUUCCAUAAGAUUUUAGUUAAAGUUCAAAAGCAUUUGGAGGAUAAUCCUCGCGCAGAGCCACUCUUUCACCAUCUGCAGCUACUCAAUAACCAACUUCCCCUGCAAUGGUCUCAGUCUCUGCCUCCGUCUCCUCCUUAUGGGGCUUUAGUUUUCUGCUGCUGCCUACUUCUUCGAUAACAGCUAGUACCAUUUUUGCUUCUAAGGAAAGAAGCAUCGUAGCGGCGGGAAAGAAGAAAGAUAAAGAGACCAUAGAAACUGCCAAGUUAGUCGCCAGAGACAAAAUUCCAAAUCCAAACUCUGAGAUUGUGCAGCCAAAUAGCCUGCCUCCAUUGGUUAGUGCCUUGAAAACUUCAGCUGAGCAAAAUGCUGCUAGUUUUCAUUUUCCGGGGCAUAACAGGGGACGGGCGGCACCAUCAUCCUUAGUUGAGCUUAUUGGUUUAAAACCAUUCCUUCAUGAUUUACCUGAGCUUCCGGAGCUUGACAACCUAUUUUCUCCAGAGGGGCCCAUUUUAGAGGCACAAAAACAAGCAGCCAAACUGUUUGGAUCAUCAGAGACAUGGUUUCUUGUUGGAGGUACCACCUGUGGAAUCCAUGCAGCAAUAAUGGCAACUUGCUCCCCAGGGGAAUAUUUGAUUCUACCUCGGAGUUCUCAUAUAUCAGCCAUUUCUGCCAUGGUAUUAUCUGGUGCCAUACCCAAAUACAUUAUCCCUGAGUAUGAUUGCCAUUGGGACAUUGCUGGUGGUGUUACUUUAUCAGAGGUAGAGAAAGCAAUCAGGGAAUUGCAGAUGGAAGGUCAAAAAAUAGGUGCAGUUUUCGUCACUUCCCCUACUUACCAUGGUAUCUGUAGCAAUGUGACAGACAUUUCGAAGCUGUGUCAUUCGUAUGGAAUCCCUGUGAUUGUUGAUGAGGCUCAUGGAGCACACUUAGGAUUUCAUCACAAGCUACCCAGUUCAGCCCUCCAGCAGGGAGCUGAUCUGGCUGUGCAAUCUACUCACAAGGUCCUCUCCUCUCUCACACAGUCAUCAAUGUUACAUAUGUCUGGGAAUAUUGUAGACAGAGAAAGAAUCUGUAGAUGCCUUCAAACUCUUCAAAGCACUAGUCCUAGUUAUCUGCUUUUGGCAUCACUAGAUGCAGCUAGAGCUCAACUAAGUGAAAAUCCAGAAACUAUUUUCAAUAAUGCAAUAGAUUUGGCAUUUGAAACUAAAAACCUUAUCCGAAAUAUUCCAGGUAUUUCAGUGCUUGGCACACCAGGAAUUUCUAGCUUUCCUCUGAUUGAUCCAUUGCGUCUCACAUUUGGGUUUUGGCAGCUUGGUUUAUCUGGUUUUGAAGCAGAUGAAAUGUUAUAUAGGGAUCAUGGGGUCAUCUCUGAACUUGUUGGGACUCGAUCUAUUUCUUUUUCAAUUAGCCUUGGAACUUGUAGAGACCAUAUUCAGAGGCUUGCAUCUGGAAUAAAGAGAAUAUCUGCAGCAUCCUUGUCUCUUCAAAAGAUAAAAGAGAAAGUAGAACAUUGUGGUUCAUCACCCUUUACUGAUAUUACUAUGUCUCUUAAUCCAAGAGAAUCCUUCUUUGCAAGUAAAAGGAAAGUGGCAAUUGGAGAGAGUCUUGGGAGAAUUUGUGGAGAGCUCAUAUGUCCAUAUCCACCAGGUAUUCCUGUAAUGGUCCCUGGUGAGAUCAUUACAAAGAGAGCUUUGGAUUAUCUGCUGCAAGUUAGAAACAAAGGUGCAAUUAUUAGUGGAGCCUCUGAUCCUUUACUCUCUUCAAUUGUCAUCUGUGAUAUAUGAAUUACUUUAUCUCAAAGUGGCAAGUGAUGACGUGCUCAACAGGGAUGGAGUUGCAAAAAAUUUUUGCAUGAGUAGAAAGGUUAUAAAACUGUUACAAAUAUCAGUAAGUCAAGGGAUAAACCUGUUGGAUUGAGUGGGGGUUUUUUCUAUCAAUAUUUUGGGAUAAAAUUAAAGUGAUAUAGUGGAUGUGGAGCUACUUCAUCCUGUGAUGGUGGCAGAUCUUAUAGACAGACAAAGUGUGCUGGAGGAGGGAUUUACUAGCCCAAAUAUUUACUGAGGAUGCGAUUAUCAUCGAGAGUACACCACUCAGCAAGAAGUGGUUGCCUGAUGAACUACUUUGAACUUGUAAUAAUAUUUUUACAGAUAAUUAGAUGAACAAUAGCAAUGCUAUUUGGCAAGCUCCUUGGAACACUAAUAUGCCAUCCAGAAUCAAUCUUGUUCAUGAGAAUGAAUAUUAACAGAAGCUGUUAACGUAUGCCACGAUGGGGAGGUUUUCAUUGGUGUAGGUGGAGUCAACAGGUUUUGGAGGACUCCUUUUUGGUCCUCUAGUUUUAAGUUCCAAGUCACUAGCAAUGCUAUGGAGCUAUGCAAGCAGUUCCUUCGACCAGCUGAAUGAGAAUAAUUCAGCUAAAAUCUGGGUUAUAGCUUGAACUAUCUGGAUGAGUAGGAAUACAUGUCUGCAUGAACCUGUUUGUCAGUGACAAGUUGCGUGACAAUAGCACUGAAGGUGCUGGAGAGGUAUGAACAGGUUUGAUUUUAAGCUAUGAUACAAAAUUCAAAUUCUGUGAAUAGGAGAUGGGUUCCAGCAGCUGAUCAAUGGAAAUUGUUUUGAGUGUUGUGUUCUGCGACCAUACUGGUGCCAUUUUAGCUUGUGUGGUAAUACGCAAGUCAGCUAUACCAGAUCCAGCUUUGGCAGAUGUCUUAGGACUUCAACUAGCAAAGGAGUGCUGGUGGAAAGGGAUUGUUUGGAAGUAAUUCGAGAGAUUAAGAAUGAUGGAUUUUUAGAGAGGAGGCGUGCUUAUUGAAGGUAUGAAGGAAUUAGCUUCCCGUUUUUCUAGUUGUAGCUUGUUGCGCAUUAGGGGUAGCAAACUGUUUCAGCACAGGUGGUAGCUCGUUCAGAAUUGUUGAUUUUCUAAACUUGACAUAUGCAAGCAAUUGAGAGAUAAUUAAUUAGGAGAAAUUUCAUUGUAUUGAUUAAUUGCUCGAAUUGAGCUUAUAUGCACAAAAUCUAUUCUGGUAAUGAAGU